AGUAGAAUAGGCUAGCCCAUGUUCUUCCCCCUUACUGGAAUCUGAGCAGGAAGGCAGCUCGUGGGGUCCUUCCCGCUGCUCUGCAGUGGGCGGGUUUGUUGUUAACUGAGCUCGGAGCGUGACCCAGCUCUUCCCUGUCUGUAGUCUUCUCUGGUAGGAGGAUUGAAUCCAAGGAGGCGGAAGAUAGCUUUUGUAGACUCACUAAAACAACAGUGUUGGAUGUUGAUGAACCAACAUGCUGGGCAGAAGACCCAGGAAAAGUCCUCAGGUGAAGGGUCAAGCAGCUGCAGCAGCAAAGCAGCUGGGACUUUUUGUAGACCUCAAUCCUGAAGAGAUGAUGCUAGAUAUGGAGGAUGAUGCAGACCUAGAAGCAGAGCUGGCUGCUAUCACUGGAGAGAAAAUGUCUGCUGGGAAAACAAAACCUAAAGGAAAAUCUCCUCUGCCUAUGGAUCAUAUUGAAAAGAUGGCUGCAGAGUGCAUGAAGGAUCUGAAUGAGGAAGAUGACGAUGGUCUGGAGGAAGAUCCUGAUCUUCUGGCGGAGUUGCAGGAGGUCCUUGGAGAUGAAGAUGGAGGAGAAAGCAGUGAUCAUGAGAAAGAAAUAAUGGAGGUGUUGCCUGAAGCCACAGAGCAGGAUGCUGAAAAACAGACACAGAUGUCUUCUGUUUGCAGUGGACUGCAAAAAACAAUAGAAGAAAGAAUAUCAAACUAUAAGGCAGCAAUACUGAAUGCCAAGGAGGCAGGCGAGGGUGCCAAAGUACGGCGAUAUGAGCGGGGCCUCAAGACUCUGGAAACCAUGCUAGCUGCAGUGAAGAAAGGCAAGAAAGUGAAUGAGGAAGAAAUGCCACCUCCUGUAGCAUCAGGGAAGAAUCCUGCAGCCACAACACAAACCAUGAAUGACUUGUCUGGGAACUCAGUUGAUCAAGACCAAGGAACAGUACCGGAGGUGGAAGAGAACAACAAAGGCUCAUCUACAGAAUGUGAAUUAAAGGACCCCUGUGAUACUGAGCAGCCUGAAAGUGCUACUGCUCUCCAGGGCCAGGAUACGGACACGGGUGUUUUGGAAGCAAGUACUGCUUUUGAAGCCAAUUCUGAUAACUCUGGUACACGGGCAUUGCUUGUGACAAGAGAGAAGGAGUAUAAAUUAGCAGCCCUGAAAGCCAAACAGGAAGGUAAUCUUGAGAAGGCAAAAGAAUACAUGAGGACUGGAAAGAAGUUCAGCAUGGUUCUAGAAGCACUGGAUAGUGGGCAACCAAUAGACCUCAGGGAUAUGCCUCCAGCACCACACGACCUUGAGAGGUCACAAAGGAUGCAGCAUCCACCAAAACAGACACCACCAUCUGUACCUGUGGAAAUUUCCCAACCUCUAACCACACAAGAUACUCAAGGUUCUCUGCAGCAGCCAAAAACAAUGCUAGAAGCUUUGCAACAGAGGCUGGAGAAAUACAAAGCAGCAGCAGCUCAAGCCAAAGCGAGUGGAGAUGAUCGGAAAAGCAGGAUGCAUGAGAGGAUAGCCAAGCAAUACCAAGAUGCCAUAAGAGCUCAUAAAGCAGGAAGGAAAGUGAAUUUUGCUGAACUACCAGUUCCUCCUGGAUUCCCUCCGCUUCCUGGAAUAGCUCCUACAGGUGGUGACACUACAGUUGCUUCAGUACUGGAAAGUGCAAGCAGACUGGUUAAGAUGGAGGAGGAGGAGGAUGACAAAGAGGAGGAGGAAGAUGAGGGGGAGGGUGAGUCUUCCAUGCAGGCUCCGGCUGCCAAGAAGCCUACUCAGUUGCCUAAGAAAACAGUGCAGGUUGUUCAGCCACUAGUGGUGCCAUCUGCUGUGAUCCAGGAAGAGACUCCUCUGGAGAAGGAUACUUCUCUGUCAACCCCUGUAGCAGCACCAGAAAAAUCUGCACCUAUUGAAUCUCCCUCCCCAUUUGCUAUGGAGCAUCUUGAAUUUCUGGAGAACAGAAAGAAACAAUACUUAAGGGCUGCAAUCCAAGCAAAGAAGAAAAAUGAUCUUGAAAAAGCCAAGAUGUAUCUGAGAACAGCCAAGAGCUUGGACCAAAAGAUUGAUCUGGCAAAAAAUGGCAAGUUGGUCGACAUUUCCAAGCUGCCUUCACCUCCCACAGAUGAUGAGGGUGAUUUUAUCUUCAUACAUCAUGAAGAUGUCAGACUCUCUGAGAAAGCAGAAGAAGUGUACGUUCAGCUUAUCAAGCUGCUGAAAGACCAGCAUGAGAAAUGUUUGCAGUAUUCCAAGCAGUUCACGCAUCUAGGAAAUGUAACUGAAACUUCUCGGUUUGAAAAGCUGGCUCAGAACUGUAAAAAAGAUGUGGACAUCUUACAGCUUGCGCAGGCCCAGGGGCUAGAUCCCCCAAGCCAUCACUUUGAAGAAAGGACCUUUAAAAUUGUAAGGAUAUUUUCUGAACUCACUAGCACAGAAAUGCAUCUCAUCAUUGUCCGAGGAAUAAAUCUUCCUGCUCCACCAGGAGUGGCGUCAAAUGAUUUGGAUGCAUUUGUGAAAUUUGAAUUCCAUUACCCUAACACAGAGCAAGCUCAGAAAAGUAAAACCUCCGUGAUUAAAAAUACCAACUGUCCAGAAUAUGAUCAGCUGUUCAAGUUAAACAUUAACCGAAAUCACAGAGGUUUCCGAAGAGCAAUUCAGGCCAAAGGAAUUAAAUUUGAAAUUUUCCACAAAGGGUUCUUAUUCAGGAGUGAUAAGCAAGUAGGAACAGCACAUUUGAAACUGGACAAAUUGGAAUCUGAGUGUGAAAUUAGAGAAAUCAUUGAGGUUUUGGAUGGAAGGAAGCCGACUGGAGGGAAACUAGAAGUGAAAGUGAGACUCAGGGAGCCCCUUAGCGGGCAAGAUCUACAGACAAUUACAGAAAACUGGCUAAUCCUUGAACAUUAGUUCCUUUGAAGAUCCAAGAAUGCUAAAAGCUGCAGAAUGGAUUUUACACAGAGCUUCUGCAAGCACCAAAGAUGUUCAACAAAUGCACUGCUGAACAUAACAUCUUUAUUUUCAUAACUAUCAUAUAGUAUGAGUUCGUAAGCUUUGUAAGUCUACUACUGAGAGGAGGAGGUUCUUGAUUUAUUUGUGAAGAGAGACUGACCUGCCUUAAGACUUGAGACUAAUAUUGCUGAUACAACAUGAAUGUUGCCCAAAUGCUGAAUUGGGCAAAGGAAGGGUAUGUUUUCAGGGGUGGGUGAAGGUUUUUUUAAAAUGGGUGAGCACUAUGCUAAGAGUUGUUGUAACAGUGGAAGUUUAUCAUGUAAACUUGCAAAUAAGAUCUUAUGUUCCCAAGCCUGGAAUAAAGUUUAAUCUAAUGGA
Messenger RNA from Hemicordylus capensis (graceful crag lizard), 3310 nucleotides. It is a transcript of the gene CC2D1B, whose product is annotated as coiled-coil and C2 domain containing 1B. NCBI's taxonomy places the organism in Eukaryota, Metazoa, Chordata, Lepidosauria, Squamata, Cordylidae. Gene Ontology annotation, cellular component: nucleus. Gene Ontology annotation, biological process: regulation of transcription by RNA polymerase II. Gene Ontology annotation, molecular function: RNA polymerase II cis-regulatory region sequence-specific DNA binding; DNA-binding transcription repressor activity, RNA polymerase II-specific. The record is from RefSeq and is a predicted model, not a curated record. Bases 236 to 2890 code for a protein of 884 amino acids. The transcript has 25 exons.